Messenger RNA from Hansenula anomala, 1713 nucleotides. Its product is annotated as arylsulfatase. The transcript has a single exon. The record is from RefSeq and is a predicted model, not a curated record. Gene Ontology annotation, molecular function: arylsulfatase activity. Bases 1 to 1713 code for a protein of 570 amino acids. NCBI's taxonomy places the organism in Eukaryota, Fungi, Ascomycota, Saccharomycetes, Phaffomycetales, Wickerhamomycetaceae.
AUGACUGCUGAAAAGAUACGUCCCAAUUUUUUAUUGAUUGUUGCUGAUGAUUUAGGCUUCACUGAUAUUUCACCAUUUGGAGGUGAGAUAGAUACACCAAACCUUGCAAAGCUAGCUAGAAUUGGUCAAAGCUUUACAGAUUUUCAUACUGCUCCAGCAUGUUCUCCCACUCGUUCAAUGUUAUUAAGUGGUACUGAUAACCAUAUUGCCGGUGUUGGCCAAAUGGCAGAGGCUCUAAGAACUUUCAAUGAAGAUUUGAAAGACCAGCCAGGCUACGAAGGGGUUUUGAAUCAAAGAGUUGCUGCUUUAUCAGAGAUUUUGAAAGAUGAAGGUUAUUACACCACUAUAUCUGGUAAAUGGCAUCUAGGUUUAACUGAAGAAUCAUCACCAUCUGCUAGAGGGUUUGAAAAAGUGAAUGCCUUAUUACCAGGAGGAUCUAAUCACUUCAAAUAUUUCCCCUUAGAUCCCCAAGGUGAAACCCCAAAUAAUUUCUUGCCCCCAUUGUUUGAAAGGGAUGGUAAAUUUUUCCACGCUGGGAAAGCCAAAGAUCAAAUUCCGGAUGACUAUUAUAGUACUAAGUACUUUACUGAUAAUUUGCUUGAUCAAUUGAAGUCAAAAGAUCGUGAUGGUAGACCUUUUUUCAGUUUGUUGACUUACACUGCACCUCAUUGGCCAUUACAAGCACCAGAAGAAUUUAUUGCUAAAUAUAAGGGAGUCUAUGACAAAGGCCCUGCACAAUUAAGGUUGGAUCGUUUGAAGAGAGCUGCUGAAUUGGGAAUAAUUGAUAAGGAUACAAUUCCACAUGAUGUUAAGAUCAAGUACCAACGUUGGGAAACAUUAAGCGAGGAGAACAAAAGAAGAGAAGUUAAGAUUAUGGAAGUCUAUGCUGCGAUGGUUGAUUAUUUGGAUAAACAAAUCGGUAGAGUGCUGGAUGAACUGGAAGCAUCUGGUGAGAUUGAUAAUACUUUUAUUGUAUUUAUGUCAGAUAAUGGGGCAGAAGGUGCUAUAUGGGAAGCAUUUCCAAUGAAAACAAAAAUUGUCUCAAUGGUUACUUCAAAUUAUUAUAACAAUGACUUUGAUAAUAUUGGUAAAAAAGAUUCAUUUGUUUAUUACUCAGAUGAGUGGGCUCAGGCUGCUACCGCACCAAAUUUUCUGUACAAAUUCUACUCAACGGAAGGCGGUAUCAAUUGUCCAUUUAUUGUUUCGUAUCCAGAGUUAAUUAAUGCAGAAAGAAAGAAUGCAGGCGUCAUUUCAAAUUCAUUUUUGACUGUCAUGGAUAUUUUACCAACCGUUUUAAGAUUGGCUGAUGUGAAACAUCCCGGUAAAUCGUUCCAUGGAAGAGCUGUUGUGGAACCAAUAGGUAAAGAUUUCACAAGUGUUUUCUUUGAUCCAAAACAUGAGAUUCAUACUUAUGAAGAUUCCAAGGCAAUCGGAUGGGAAUUGAUGGCUAACAGAGCCAUUAGAAGAGGUGAUUAUAAAUUAAACUGUGUACCUGCACCUUAUGGUAGUGGUGAAUGGGAAUUAUUCAAUGUUAAAAAGGAUCCUGGAGAGACUAAAAAUUUGUCUGAAGAAUUACCAGAAAUUUAUGAACAGUUAAUUCAUGAUUGGGCUGUUUACGUUGCUGAAACUGGGUUGGUCGAGGUUACUACAAAAGCCAGCUUUAGCGAGGCAUAUGACGAGCUUGAGAAGGUUUUGCCUCGAGUUAGAAUUUAG